Molecule: messenger RNA, 3699 nt
Organism: Oncorhynchus masou masou (cherry salmon)
Lineage: Eukaryota; Metazoa; Chordata; Actinopteri; Salmoniformes; Salmonidae
Product: rhotekin-like
Exons: 13
Coding region: 215-1681 (488 amino acids)
Biological process (GO): actomyosin contractile ring assembly; mitotic cytokinesis; septin ring organization
Cellular component (GO): actomyosin contractile ring
Source: RefSeq, a predicted model, not a curated record
CAACCCAACCGCACCCCUGGCUCCUUGGAUAGUAGUAACGUUACCCAAAACGGCGAUGACCCACGGACCUUACUAUAAGUUCUUGAAUAACUUAUUCAUUUCUCGAUAGCUUCUACUAUAAAACAGUAGUCAUAGUGCGGGUCUUCUCAUUUUCAGGCUACCAUUUGUCAAAGCUUUUCAAGAAUCCUUUUGACUUACAUGGUAGGUUAUUAGAAUGUUUUGCCGAAGUCAGGUGUCGAGAACCACGGUAGCAAGGGGGUCAGCAUUGGAUCUGGAAAUACGACGACAGGGGCAUUUCAACACUCUUACGGACACGGCACAGGAUGGUGAGGUGCAGCGUCAGAUAGACCGCGAGGUGCGGAUGCGUGAGGGGGCCAGUAAGCUGCUGGCUGCGUGCUCCCAGAGAGACCAGGCCCUGGAGGCCUCCAAGAGCCUGCUCACCUGCAACACCCGCAUCCUGGCCCUGCUCAGCCAGCUGCAGAGGAUGAGGGAGGCCCAGGUCCUGCAGAGAGUAGGCCACAGGUCCUGUAUUGGUGGGUCACUGGAUGAGAGGCUGCCCUGCAUGGGUCAUGUGGCCAUCUCAGACCUGCGUAUCCCACUCAUGUGGAAAGACUCAGAGUACUUCAAGAGCAAAGGAGAGCUGCAUCACUGUGCUGUGUUCUGUCUGCUCCAGUGUGGCAGAGAGAUCUAUGACACAGACCUGGUGAUGGUGGACAGGACUUUGACUGACAUCUGCUUCGAGGACACCAUCAUAUUUAAGGAGGCGAGCCCGUGCUUUGAGCUCCGUGUGGAGCUGUACAGUACCUGUGUGGUGGAGGACUUCUCUCCGGGGCCAGGGGCACUAGGACCCAGGAGACAUAACCGCCUCAGCAGCUCCCUCGGCUGCACCUCUGGGAGGAGGAUCAGGGCAGCUCUAGAGUCUGCAGCCUGUGGUACCAUACCCAUCGUAGAGGGAUGUGAUGGAGGAGGAGGGUCUCCACCACCUCUGCUGCCUGCUCUCUGUACAGAGGGGCCAAAGUAUCACCUUCUGGCCCACACCACACUGACAAUAGCACAUGUUCAGGACAGCUUCAGAACACACGACCUGUCCAUAUCAGCCACAGAGGACAGUGCAUUCUGGCUGCCUCUCUAUGGCAGUGCGUGUUGCCGUCUGGCCGCCCAGCCUCUCUGUAUGACCCAGCAGGUUAUCAGCGGCAGGAUCAAGCUUGAGAAGGAGCCUGAGUGCUGGACUGACAUCUACGGUGUCCUCAAAGGGACAAGUCUUAUCUGUUACCACAGUCAAGAGAGCAUGGUUGCCCAAGAGGAGCCGUUAUUCACCAUCGCCAUCAACAAGGAGACCCACAUCCAUGUGUCCGAGAGAGGGCCUCUGCACCAUAACCAGAGUAUAUCCAUCAGCACACACACCCGAGGUGACGAAGCUGUCACACACACUCUGGUCACACACACACCCCAGGACACACAGCGCUGGAUGGAGGCCUUCUGGCAGCACUUCUAUGACAUGAGUCAGUGGAAACAGUGUUGUAAUGACCUGAUGAAGAUCGAGGUACCCUCUCCUAGGAAAUCCCAUUUGGUCACAGCGAAGCAGGGCUCGCUUUACCAUCAAAUAGUCACUCUAUCUUCCCCAGGUGAGGGGGGUGUGGUAAUCCAGGAUAACUCUGUGUCUGCUGAAGUGUGGGCCUGAUCUCCUCUUACUGUAACCACAGUUGAAGGACCCUCCAUGAUUGCCAGGUUGUCCCAGUCAAGGGGACCAACAUCAGGCAACUGCAUCAUCCAAGACAGGAUCCAACUCUUACCAAACUCCAGCACCCCCCCACCACCCAAUUGUACUCCUGCUCUUGGGAGUGACGUGCAGUGACACCCACCUCUCCCAUGACACAGUGUCUUUGUACUGUACCUAUCCCUGUCCUGUAAUAGCACGAAACAGCCACGAACUAGCCACUCCUCUCCAGGAACAUACAGGAACGCCACAAAUCGGGGGCUGCAAUCACACACUUUUGCUAAUUGUAGCAUUCCACACUCUUGAGUUAUUCUGGUAAUGCAGCUUUGACCUUUUCUAGUCCAGACUCAAUGUUUUAUAGGACAUUUGGCUCUUCUCUUUACUUGUCCAAACCCAAUCGGCUUUUAAAUGCCGUUAAUAUUAAUUAAUGCUUUAUAUAUACAGUACCAGUCAAAAGUUUGUACAAGAGUGUGCAAAGCUGUCAGCAAGGCAAAGGGUGACUUCUUUGAAGAAUCUCAAAUAUAAAACAUAUUUAGAAAUGUUUUACACUUUUUUGGUUACUGCAUGAUUCCAUGUGUGUUAUUUCAUGGUUUUGAUGUCUUCACUCUUAUUCUACAAUGUAGAAAAUAAUACAAAUAAAAUAAAACCCUGGAAUGAGUAAGUGUGUCCAAACUUGACUGGUACUGUAAUUCAUAACUGUGAGGUUGGAAAAAUACUGUGGAAUUGUGAAAAUGCCAUUUUAGUGUAAGAGCUGUCUGGAAAGACUGACAUUUCAACCUGUUUUGGUGGGAUGGAGUUUUGGCCUGCCUGGUAACGUUAAUAGACUAAUAAGAAAGAGUUCCAAACCUCUCUGCCAAUAACGGCAAAUUACUCCUACUCACUCAAAACACUCCCAGACAGUCGGGCCAAAAUUCUUGCCGGAGAAAAUAAAUGUGUUUAUUUUUGACCAUUUGAAUUGAAAACAGGAGUGGCUUUGGGACAAGUCUUGUAAUGUCCUUGAGUGGUCCGGCCAGAGCCCGGAGUUGAACCCAAUCGAACAUCUCUGGAGAGACGCUCCCAAUGCAACCUGACAGCUUGAGAGGAUCUGCAGAGAAGAAUGGGAGAAACUCCCCAAAUACAGGUGUGCCAAGCUUGUAAUGUCAUACCCAAGAAGAAUUAAGGCUGUAAUUGCUGUCAAAGGUGCUUCAACAAAGUACUGAGUAAAGGGUCUGAAUAUAUGCAAACAUUUCUAAAAACCUGUUUUUGCUUUGUCAUUAUGGGGUAUUGUGUGUCGAUGUAUCAUUUAUUUUUGUCCAUUUUAGAAGAGGGCUGUAACAUAACAAAAUGUGGAACAAUUGAAGGGGUCUGAGUACUUUCCGAAAGCACUGUACCUGUUGUUAGUGGUAUCAUAGUGGUUACGAAAUUAGCGCUGGAGCAUUAUAUAGUGAUUUGUUUUUUUUAAACAAAUACAUUUUGAGAUUUGCUUUACAUAUUUGAACUUUGUGUUCGAAUUAAACAAUCAAGGCCUUUAAACACUUGUUGUACAAUACAUAAAAAUCCCUUUUAUCGAAUCUUACAGAGUUGACAUAAUUCCAGUUAAGUGCAUUUUAAUGUAAAGCUUUUUUUUAUGAACUUGUUGCUCCUUUACAUGAUGUGGUAGCUGAUACUUUGGUCAAUAAAAAUAUCAAAUAAAAUGCAAAUAUUUCUGUUAAGGGAAUUUUUAUCAAUGAUGACUAAUUAUGUAUACAUUUCAAUCAGGACCGACUAGUCCAAAUGCUAUUAUGUACUGUACAUGUAUGAAUUUUCUCUCUUGCUCUUAUCUACACUGACUGACCUUGGCUUUAGCCGAGGAGGGAAGGCUCGAGAACUAUAGGGCCUCUACCAGUGUCAAGAAGAGAUAGAACAUUUAGAAAACGCUGACGUCAUUUUCAGUUUAUAACCUGUGGUAAAAUGUGUAUGAAGGCAGUACUCUCUUGAAUUAAACGCUGUUACCUGACUUUUAA